CAGAGGAGGGCAGCAAUACGCCAUAGACGCUUCUAACCCAAAUACAAGAAGAAGAAGAAAGAUGGCGGAUCAACCGCUACUCACGGAGGCCAGAAAGAUGGAGUAUUUCUCCUCCAUCAAUUCAAUGGCCCGUAAGAUUAUGGAGGAACGGGAGAAGAUAAAGGAGAGGCACGGCUCGGCUUGGGAUCAGAUGAGUCCGGUGGACCAGGACACGGCGAUAGACGACGGUCUGCUGGAUCCGCGGAUCCGGGCUCGGUACGCGAUGCACCGAGUGGAGCGAGAAGAGCUGGUCUGCUUCCCGAAACUACUGCUCCUCACCGGACAGAAGACCGUGCACUUCGGAGACGAGGACUUAACAUGGCAAGAUGAGCACUCGGCUCCCUUCUCCUGGGAGACCAAGAGUCAGAUGGAUUUCAGCCUCAUCUCCAGCACUCCAGAACCGUCCGUUCCCUCCUCCGUGACCGAAUCCAAACCCAAGCCCGCUCAGAGCACCAAGCUGCCCAGCACUGACGAGUCGUCCUUCUGGAAGAUCAGCGCCGAGCGCUCGCGGCUGGAGGGCGAGAAGGCCGAGUUUCAGUCUCUGACGCCCAGCCAGAUCAAGUCUCUGGAGAAAGGAGAGAAGCCUUUGCCGUCGUACCUGAAGUCAGAGUCUGAGGAUGUGCCUCCGUCACGGCCGGUUCAGCAGAGAAUCACCAAACCUCAUGCCCCUCCUCCCCCCGUUCCCAUCAGUGUGACCCCAACACCUCCCGCUCCCGUGUCCUCCUCCUCGGAAGGCUGGGAACGGGCUCAGAGCACGCUCCCGUCUGUGAGCACUAUGGAUGAUGUGUUCAGUCCUGGUCUGGUCACCAGGUCUUCCUCUCGGUCCAACAGCACUGUCAAAGAUGCCGAGAAGGCAGAAAGCUCACCCACCUCCAGUCCGACCUUCUCACAGUUUAACACAAGCAGCAGUAUCCUAAAGACUGGAUUUGACUUCUUGGACAACUGGUAACGCUUGCAUAUCCUGAAGAACCCCUUCCAGAUCACAGGAACUACAAGCACCACAAGCCCAAAACUACCAAACACUAUCCAAAUGCUUCAGUAGCUUCUUUAUAGUGCAUCAAUAUGACUGAUUGGAGUAAAAUCUUCAUCUGUCGGACUCCAUCUCACGGGUUAGAAGUUACUGAAUUCAUGAGCUAUGAUACACUAGAUAGGAUUUCAAACAGAGCAUAUGUCGAUCUUUGUUUCUUUGGUUGUUUUCACACUUGCUGGAGUCAGAAGCCAUUGUCUCUGCUCUCCUGGACCUGUUGGUCUGCUUUCACACCGUUACUGUUAUUAUAAACUGUGGAAGGUUUGCAAAAAUUCUACCAAAAGCUGUUUAUCCUGUGUAUCCAGGAAACGAAGUUUGAAAUCUUAAAGUAGCAGAACAGUGUUUUUGUAUUUUUGUUUGGUGUGACUACCAAACUGGCACAAUACACUAAACCAGUACCAGCCUACUUCGGGAUUGCAUUCACAUCCAUUAACCACGAAACAUAUUGUGGUUCACAAUAAACCAAACCCCACUUUCGGACUCAAGUAAAAUUCCUUUGCGUGUGGUUUCAGAAGUUUGGAAGAUGUAUUAAUCAAACAAGCCAGAACUCAGAUCCACACUAAAACCACUAGUGUGAAUGCUACAUCAACGUCACUGCCGUAAUUUAUCAUCAAUAUUUAUCUAGACCUCAGUUACUAGUGUUAAGAUGCUUCACUGUACAUUUAUUGAUAAGGACUUUAACGAGACACUAUAGUGCUAGCAUGGUUUUAACGAGAUGACUUGCGCCUUGCUUGUUUUGUAGACUUUUUAUAUGCGUGCUACUUUUAUAGUAUGCUUUGAAGUGAAUCAUUGACUUUUCUCCUCAUUCUCCUGAAUGCUUCCUUUCUUUGUCUCUUUCCUGUGGCCCGAUACACCAGAGAUGACUUAAUAACUUAAAAAGCAAUAGUCAAAAUCUCCAUUUGCUGUUAGUCCCAAAACAUACUUCACACAAUUACGCAAAUGUGGAUGCAACAUUAAACGGGUGUUAUGGCUACAGCAAACUCCAGAACUCAAGGGGGCGAUAGAGUUCACUGAAAUUGAAUGUGUUGUUCAGGUAGCUAGCUGUUAACAACUAGCUAUAACUCGCUCUUCCAAUUCUAUCUCACGACCAAUUCGUACGUAUUUUAUGAGGUGGCUAAUUCGUACGACCUCACUCGAUUUUAUACGAUUUGUCUAAACCCCAGUGUCGGUUAGGUUUAGGGGCGGGGUUUGGUGUACGUCAUUCGUAUAAAAAAAAUUCAUGAAUUGUACAACUUGUAAAAUACAAUUUGGCAGAAAUCGUAUGAAUUUGUACGAGUGUGGUUGUAUGAAUUAGCCACCUCGUAAAAUAUGUACAAAUUGCCGUGAGAACAGACGUGUGAAAUCGACAUUUGCAUUUAUGUACUUAGCUACCUAGGGUUCAAGAUAGGAUUCAUUUUUGGAGCUUUGUUCCGAGAUGUUUUUGUUGGAUACGAAUGCGUGGCCUGGAGACAGUAUUUAUGCAUUCAUAUAUCUGUAAUACAAAAUAAGUACAAUAAAAAAAGUACACUUA
This is a messenger RNA of Carassius gibelio (silver crucian carp), 2576 nucleotides long. RefSeq lists its product as uncharacterized. The record is from RefSeq and is a predicted model, not a curated record. Lineage: Eukaryota; Metazoa; Chordata; Actinopteri; Cypriniformes; Cyprinidae. The coding region runs from base 62 to 988 and encodes 308 amino acids. The transcript is spliced from 4 exons.